This is a messenger RNA of Mustela erminea (ermine), 4325 nucleotides long. RefSeq names its product nuclear transcription factor Y subunit alpha (gene NFYA). Bases 243 to 1106 code for a protein of 287 amino acids. NCBI's taxonomy places the organism in Eukaryota, Metazoa, Chordata, Mammalia, Carnivora, Mustelidae. Gene Ontology annotation, cellular component: CCAAT-binding factor complex. Gene Ontology annotation, biological process: regulation of transcription by RNA polymerase II. Gene Ontology annotation, molecular function: RNA polymerase II cis-regulatory region sequence-specific DNA binding; DNA-binding transcription factor activity, RNA polymerase II-specific. The record is from RefSeq and is a predicted model, not a curated record. The transcript has 8 exons.
AACUGGGGGUGGGGCGAGCCCGAUGUUGGGGUUAGGGGGCGUGGUCUCAGAGGCGCCUGCGCGGAGGCGGUUGGAGGGAGGCCCGAUUCCCCUUUGUUCGGGUUCGCCAUUUUGCGAGGCAGCGGCAGUGGCGGCGGCAGCGGCGGCUGGAGCCUCUGAUUGGGUUUCGGGGUCCGGUACUGGAGCCAAUCAGCGCGGGCAGCGAACCGGGGGAGCGAGGCACGGUUCAGGGGCAGCCAUUAAUGGUACAGGUCAGUGGAGGCCAAUUAAUCACAUCAACUGGCCAGCCCAUCAUGGUCCAAGCUGUCCCUGGUGGACAAGGUCAAACCAUCAUGCAAGUACCUGUGUCUGGGACUCAGGGUUUGCAGCAGAUACAGUUAGUCCCACCUGGACAGAUUCAGAUCCAGGGUGGGCAGGCUGUGCAGGUGCAGGGCCAGCAGGGCCAGACCCAGCAGAUCAUCAUUCAGCAGCCCCAGACAGCAGUCACUGCUGGCCAGACCCAGACACAGCAGCAGAUUGCUGUCCAGGGACAGCAAGUGGCACAGACUGCCGAAGGGCAAACCAUUGUCUAUCAGCCAGUGAAUGCAGAUGGCACCAUUCUACAGCAAGUUACAGUCCCUGUUUCAGGCAUGAUCACCAUCCCAGCAGCCAGCUUGGCAGGAGCACAGAUCGUUCAGACAGGAGCCAACACCAACACAACCAGCAGUGGGCAAGGGACUGUCACUGUGACACUACCAGUGGCAGGCAAUGUGGUCAAUUCAGGAGGGAUGGUCAUGAUGGUGCCCGGUGCUGGCUCAGUACCUGCUAUCCAAAGAAUCCCUCUCCCUGGGGCAGAGAUGCUCGAAGAAGAGCCUCUCUAUGUGAACGCCAAACAGUACCACCGUAUAUUAAAGAGGAGGCAAGCCCGGGCUAAACUAGAGGCAGAAGGAAAAAUCCCAAAGGAAAGAAGGAAAUACCUGCACGAGUCUCGGCACCGUCACGCCAUGGCUCGGAAGCGGGGUGAAGGUGGACGGUUUUUCUCUCCAAAGGAAAAGGAUAGUCCCCAUAUGCAGGAUCCAAACCAAGCAGAUGAAGAAGCAAUGACACAGAUCAUCCGAGUGUCCUAACCCCAGGCCCUGUGAUGGAGCAGAUCAAGGUCAUGUUCCUUGCCAUUGUUUCCCACUGUUCCUGGAAAUUGAUCACCUCUUCCAAUGGGACACUGACGAUUCCGUGCUGCCCUUUUCUACAGGACAAACCACUUAGUUUUUAAUAAGUGGCUCAGUAUUAUAAUUGCAGCAAUGUCUGGCAAAUUGAAGUCGCAAGCCUUUGUCUCGCCCUUUCAGACAGGACCUAUUUCAGACUGUUGAUGACAUUGACAUUUCGUGGAUUAGGAUGAUGCAAGGGACCUGUGCACAUAAGUGCACACACAGCACUUACUUUGGCUUCUGAAGCCAGCCAGCCAUCUUAGCAAGGGAGAACAACCUUCUCAACCAAGACUGAAAUCAGGGAAGCCGAUGCCCACUCCUUCCCAUGGAAUCUAAGCAGCAUCCAUCCCUCUGAUGUGGGAUCUCAUGCUGACUCACUGGACACUUUGUAUUCAGAGGUGGCUUCCAGGCAAGGAAGUUCCAUCUCAUGACAUGGAAACAAUAAAUUGUCUGAGAUAUAUUCAUUAUCUGUGGUAAUAAUAGGAAUCUCUGUCUACCAGAUGAUAAGUUGGUAUUUUUGGACUCCAACCAAGAAAAGCUAACUCUGGGGAUAGAAUAGCAAGUCUCAAGCACUGAAAGUAUAAAUUCCUGAAUCUUUUUUUUUUUUUUUUUAAAGCUUUGGCAAGUUGUGGUCUUUUGUCUGUCUGCUGAUAGAUCAUCUGGACCAUAGUUUUUGCUUCUACUACUUAUAAGACAAUUUAGAGGGUAUUGGACCUUGAAACUGCCUUUCCUAAGUAGAGAACAAAACCAUACAACUUCUGUGCUGAAGUGCUGAGGACAUUUGUAGUAACUCCUAAAUAGAGAGCCAAACAAUUUUUUUUUUUUUUUAAAGUAGGCUCCACACCCAGCAUGGAGUCCAGUGCAGGGCUUGAACUCCCAUCCCUGAGAUCAAGACCUGAACUGAGAUCGAGUUGGGUGCUCAAAUGACUGAGUCACCCAGGUGCCCCUAGAGAUGUUCAGUCAUAGGCUUUGUGACAGCAUUAGAGGAAGAAAAGUGUUCACACGUAUUGUAGUCCAACAGAAGAGAAAGUAGUAUAUAUACCCAUGUGUUGCCACAUAGCAUGAUUCUCCAGUGGAUGGAUGCCAGGGAUGGAUCACUAAGGUGAAAAGAGUAAUUUACAUUUAUAUAUACUAUAACUUUUUAACAAGCAUGGAAAGGGAGAGGUCUGAGAACUGCUCUUUGACAGUUUCUAUCUGGAAAGCAUUGUUCAGUCACACUCUUCCUGGAUAUAUUCCAGCUUACCUUGUUGAGUUUAAGGUGAAUGUUGGCUUCACUCCUGCAGCACUUUGUUUUUGUGUUGGCCCCAGAGAGUGAACUUUCUCUUUCUUCCUCUGGCAGCUGAUUCUUUGGUGCCAGUUUCCAUGUUUCCCCUUUUCUACACAGGCCUUGUGUAGCAGAAAGGUUUUUACAUUGCAUCCACAUUCUGGGGAUAAGCUGGCGACUGGUAGUGGGGAUGCUGGCAGGGUCAAGAAUUGGGCUACAGUUCCCAGAAGGACUGUGCCUCAGAAAUUUUCUAUCCUACUUCUGAUUUUAUUUCUAGAUGUUGAACCUGGGGAAAACUAUGAUGAUACUUGAGAAAAGAGUUGCCUUCUCUAGAAACAAGGAAAACCUAAUUCUUUUACAGAUCAUUUGAUUUUGAUUUAAAUCCCAAGAGUAAGAAUUGACUCUUUAAUUUUAUUACUCUUCUUGUAUUAAGAGGGAAAAUAAGCCCUCUGAAGAAAACAUCACGAAGGGAAAUAAUUGGAAUAAUGGAAAAAGAGGAACAGAGCUAUGCAAAGAAAGCAGGAAGUAAAAUCUCUCUCUAGUCCCUGGUAUCUAUAGUCCUCUAUUCUGGCUUUCAGAUGACAGGAAAGACUAAAUCCUUUGAUAGGCUCACCAGAAACCUCUGGCUCUUGACUUAAGUUUCAGAUGUUGAUUUUUAUUCAGUAAGCCCCAAGAUUUUCAGAUGAUAGGUCAUGAAAAACAAUGAGGAGUUUCUACCCUUGGUUUGUUUAGGAGUCUUUAAGAUACAGAGAUCAGAAAGUAAGAUACAGAGAUCAGAAAGAAAGUCCUCAGAUCUAAGCCAACAGCAGUUCUAAAAUGCUAUUUAUUUGUGUCUGUAAGAUUGUACAUAGUAAUAUCAACCUCAUAUUGUUGCAGAAUUUUUUUUUCCUGCAAGUUUGAGUUGUGUUUUGUUGAAAGAAAUGCUUCAGUUGUCAUUUUGUCACUGCAUUUCAGAUAGCUCCUGACCCUUUUAACACAUCAUAAUAACCCACAAAGGCGGGGGGUUUGAGGUUUGGUUUUUUUUUGUUACUAGUUCUUUUAUUUGUCCUUGUGACUGUAGUGAUGACUUCAUAGACGCAGAGAGUGAACGGAUGAGUGAAUAAUUGGUUUAAUGCAUAAUUACUUCACUUCUUGAGUGCUCUUUUUGGCAAGAUAAUUGUAAAUGUAUAUAUUUUAAUUGCACUGGUACAUUGAACAUAUGUCGCUGUCUAUACCACUGGACCAACAGAGCUUUUUCUGGCUGUUGGGUGCCUGAUAAUAAUGUCUUGAUUUUCCUUUGGGACUCAACAAUAUAGGUUUUUCUCCUAGCAGUAGGGGGAAUACAGAUGAUCGAUCAUUGAUGUCAUUGCAAUUGUUAUUUUUUAAAAUAAAUUUGUAAAAAGACUAAAAAGGGAUUUUUGAAUUUUCACAUUUCUUAGGUUCUAGGUUGUGUUUAUAAUGUCGAAAUUGUGAUCUUUGUAGACAGACGUGGGAGCUCCAUAGACAGUGUCAAAUUUGCAGUGUCCAGGCCUCUUACUUGUGUGUCUUUCCUUACUCUUUUCUUCCCUUUUGGCCCUCCCUCCUAUUAAGGAAGUAUUCUCUGCACCUGUGCACUGAUUGUAUAUUUCGUCUUAUUACUGUAAGUGUUAACCAAAAUUUGAUGAAGUAAUUCCACAAGCAAAAUAAGCCUUUCAGUUAUUGAUGGAGAGAACAAAGGUAAAAGAAAUACAGAAAAAAAAAUUAAAUUUCCUUACAACUUACAGUCCAUUGACCAGUACUUGAAAAGGCAGAGUGACCUUCCUCUAGGAACUCAGCUGCCUACAUGUUAAUACCUUGCUAAGAGCAAAAGGCAACCUUAGCUUGACAUUAGCCUGUCCUCCAGGACUUCCUUUAACAUU